Molecule: messenger RNA, 2962 nt
Organism: Mangifera indica (mango)
Lineage: Eukaryota; Viridiplantae; Streptophyta; Magnoliopsida; Sapindales; Anacardiaceae
Product: DNA topoisomerase 3-beta
Exons: 15
Coding region: 187-2787 (866 amino acids)
Biological process (GO): DNA topological change
Cellular component (GO): nucleus
Molecular function (GO): DNA topoisomerase type I (single strand cut, ATP-independent) activity; DNA binding
Source: RefSeq, a predicted model, not a curated record
ACCUGGUUGUGAGUUUAUUUAAAAGAAAAUUAGUAAAAUGGUCAAAUUAAUUUUGACCUAAAAAAUUAAGUUCUUUCUACUAAAACACAAGUUUCUUCCUAAACUCGGGAACUAGCUAAAUUUCGCGCUAGCACAAGCGUCGGCGUUCUCUGUAUCUUAGCAGAAACUAAAAAUCGAAUUGAAGCUAUGGCUCCUCUCAAAGUUCUGAUGGUUGCAGAGAAGCCUAGCAUCGCUCUCUCAAUUGCUGCCGUGCUCUCCCGUGGCAAAAUGUUUACAAGGAAGGGUGGUACCGAGGUUCAUGAGUUUGAUUCUAUAUUUCUUGGAUCUCAAGCGCAUUAUAAAGUCACAUCAGUGAUUGGGCAUGUUUUCAGUGUAGAUUUUCCAGCAACAUAUCAAGAUUGGUCUAGCGUUGACCCUUUAGAUCUUUUCAGAGCUCCAGUUCUGAGGAGAGAGUCAAACCCAAAGGCACAUAUCUGUAGGCAUCUAAGUCAAGAAGCUCGUGGUUGUGGUCAUUUGGUGUUGUGGUUAGAUUGUGAUCGCGAGGGGGAAAAUAUAUGUUUUGAAGUCAUGGAGAGCACUGGCUUUCAAUUAAAUGAUGCUAGAAGAAAGGUUUAUCGUGCACGGUUUUCUUCAGUUACCGAGAAAGAUAUUUUUAAGGCUAUGGAUAACCUUGUUGAACCUAACAGAAAUGAAGCACUGGCUGUUGAUGCUCGGCUGGAGAUAGAUUUGAAAGUUGGUGUCGCAUUUACACGAUUUCAAACUAGAUAUUUCCAGGGAAAAUAUGGGAAUCUUGACUCCAGAGUUAUCUCCUAUGGGCCAUGUCAAACUCCUACCCUGGGGUUUUGUGUACAACGGUAUUUGCAAAUUACUUCCUUUAAGCCAGAAAAGUUUUGGGCACUGCAUCCUUACAUAAUACAGAAUGGGUAUGAAAUUAAGCUAGAAUGGGAACGUCACAAGUUGUUUGACUUGGAUGUUGCUAUGAUGUUUCAAGAGUCGGUCACACAUGAUUCAAUCCUAGAAGUAAUUGAUAUAUCAGAAAAACAGGAAAGCAAAGUUCGUCCUUCUGGUCUUAACACUGUGAAUCUUCUAAAGGUUGCUUCAAGUGCAUUAGGCUUUGGUCCUCAAAUGGCUAUGCAGUUGGCUGAGCGCUUGUAUACUCAAGGUUUCAUCAGCUAUCCACGUACAGAAAGUACUGCCUACCCUUCUUCAUUUGAUUUUCAAGGGACACUUAGUGCACAAGCAAACAGUCUAGUAUGGGGUGAUUAUGCACAAAGGCUCCUUGCUGAAGGUUAUCAUAAGCCACGGUCUGGAACAGAUGCAGGAGAUCAUCCCCCUAUUACUCCAAUGCAGUUUGCAACUGAAGAUAAUCUUGGCCAAGAUGCUUGGAGACUGUACCAAUAUGUCUGCCAACAUUUUCUGGGCAGUGUGUCUCCGGACUGCAAGUUUGUAAGGAAAAAGAUAAAAUUUUCAAUGGGUGGAGAGUACUUCCAUUGUGUAGGGCAUCAUGUUACAGUCGAAGGAUUUACAUCAAUUAUGCCAUGGCUAGCAAUAACUGAAAGAAACCUGCCUGAGUUUUCUAAAGGAGAGAAAAUAGAAGUUUCAAGGGUGGAGCUGAACGAGGGCAAUACUGUCGCACCUGAUUAUCUCAGUGAGAGUGAGCUUAUUUCCUUGAUGGAGAAGAAUGGAAUAGGCACAGAUGCAUCAAUACCUGUGCAUAUUAACAACAUAUGUGAGCGCAACUACGUCCAGGUUCAAGCUGGCAGGAAAUUGGUCCCUACGCCGUUAGGUAUUGCGCUUAUAAGAGGCUAUCAGUGUAUUGAUCCAGAUCUGUGUUUGCCGGAUAUCCGAAGUUUCAUCGAGCAACAGAUAACACUUGUUGCUAAGGGUCAGGCAGAUCAUUCUCGUGUUGUGCAGCACGUGCUACAACAAUUUAAGGAGAAGUACAGUUUCUUUGUUAAGCAGAUUGAAAACAUGGAUGCACUAUUUGAAGCACAAUUUUCCCCACUUUCUGACUCUGGACGUCUUCUCAGUAAAUGCGGUAAAUGCCUGCGGUAUAUGAAGUACAUUUCUACCCAGCCAUCAAGGCUGUACUGUGCUACAUGUGAGGAGGUUUAUAAUCUCCCUGAAAAGGGUACCAUUAAGCUCUACAAAGAGCUGACAUGUCCUUUGGAUGGCUUUGAGCUUUUGAUUUUCUCAAUGGCUGGGCCAGAAGGCAAGUCUUUCCCUCUCUGCCCAUUCUGCUACAACAAUCCUCCAUUUGAAGGUAUAGACACACUCUUUGGUACCACUAAAACGAAUGGUUCUGGGAAAUUUGGUAAAGAAGCAGGCAUGCCUUGCUUCCUCUGUCCGCACCCAACAUGCCGACAUUCUCUAAUAGCUCAAGGAGUUUGUGCUUGCCCAGAAUGCAAUGGUACUUUGGUUUUAGACCCAGUAAGUGCCCCCAAGUGGAGACUCUAUUGCAAUAUGUGCAAUUGCCUUGUCUACCUCCCUCAAGGUGCACAUCGAAUUGCCACCACUUGUGAUCAAUGCCCUGAAUGUGAUUCUACACUAAUAGAAGUGGACUUCAAUAAGAAAACGUCGCCUUUGGAUGAUGGAGCUACUUUGCAUAUUGGUUGCAUUCUUUGUGAUGAAUUGCUUCAUUCUCUCAUUGAAGUGAAACAUGGUAGAUCGUUUUUCAAACAUUUAGGUGGUAGGGGAAGGAGAGGUGCAAGGAGAGGUGGAUAUAAAGGAAGAGGACGGAAUUCUGGAAAAAUGGUGGAUCCAAAAAUGAGUUUUCGAGAUUUUUGAGAGGUUUUACUUAUUCACCUUUGUAUUUGAUCUUAAAAUUGUUUUGAGUGUGCAGUUGAUUUUAUAAACAAAAAUUCUGAAACUUAUGACUUGUUCUUAUGGUUCAUUCAUUCUGGUGCAAACUUUAUUUAUGUAAAGCAAUUGGUGUAAACUUAAUUAAGAACAAAUUUUAUUC